UGCAUCUGUCAGGGGUUGAAUAGCUCAAUAAAUCUUGGCGCAACUGGAUCAGUGGUUGUAAUGCAUAUUUUAUAAUUUAUACAAAAAAGGUAGAUUUUUUUUUUUGUUACAAAAGCACCAUAAUCUUCAAAUUUAGAAUUGCAUUUGAAAAACAAAGGAACGAAAAUACAGACAUUUAAAUUAACUUGAAAUUUCCUGCUGACCCAUGGUCAGGCGUGAAAAUAUGAUAUCUAAUAGUAGAAGACAGGUCACGCUGGGAAAAAAAAAAAAAAGACUUCCAUCUUAUCAUUUGUGUCCUCCUCUUGAGCGUCUUGGCUGUAUUGUUCCUGUGUGAAGCUCAUAGCUGUGGUGGGCGUGCACAGAGCACGGCUACCGUUUUUUUGACCAAUCAAAGGCCGAGGUGCGGCUCAAGAGGGCGCGGUCUGGAAGCAAGGGGCGGGACUAUAAGCGGAAGUGUGUGCUGGGCUGAUCCCUCACUGUCAUUCGGCCACGGUCGGCUUCAGGAGAAGGGGGGCAAGCCAAAGCUCACUCACUCACUCACACAAGGACUCAGGCUGGAUAAAAAUACUGAAGCCAAGCUUAAAAUGAAACCGACCGAAUAAGGCUUGCGAGGCAUUCCGCAUCCGAGCGCUUUUGACGCGUCGCCAAGCUUUUAGCAAAGUCACUUCGUUCGGGUGACACGGUCCACAUUCGAGGCAAAGCGGUGUCAUUGAGCAGGCAGGACACGUCAAGAGAAGGGAGGAGGAGAAAAAAAAACUGACCGACUGCACUGUACGACUCACAGCUAUUAAAUCGCCUCCGCCGCCCUUAAGACAUCCUUUCAAGGACACCAGCCUGCUGUCAAGCCGACGGGAGGUUCCCGACAAAGACGUUGCCGAGGUCGGAGGGGGUGAUCAAAAAGGACCAAACGAUCACGGGAUACUAUUUGUGUGUGUGGGGGGAGCAAACAAAUGGGGGAUUACGGGUUCGGAGUCCUAGUUCAAAACAACACUGGCAACAAGUCUGCAUUCCCGGUCCGAAUCCACCCGCAUCUGCAACCCCCGCACCACCACCAAAAUGUGUCGCAGAGCCCUGCUGCGUUCAUAAACAGCACCACCGCCGCAGGGAAUGGCACCACGGCGGGCUCUCCCUGGCUUUUCCCUGCCUCGGCCACCCACAGCAGCGUUCAAGAUGAAAUCCUGGGCGGGCCCGAGAAACCCAAAGUGCAGCAGCAACAAGAAAUGCAAGAAACGCAAGAAAAGCAGCUGUCCCCUGGGAAUCACCAGGAGGGUAGCGGCGGCGGCGGGAUCAUUUCAGAACUGGAAAAAGCCCGGUCGGAGGAUGGUAAAGUGGACAACGGCUCGCCUGAAGGCAGUACUGGGAAAGAGAAGCAGAUCCGCCUCGAGUCCCCAGUUCUGACAGGCUUUGAUUACCAGGAGACAUCCGCUCUGGGAGGCCAUGUCCAGUCCAGCACCACCUCUUCAUCUCUUACUGGCUUCAACAACUGGUCGGCGGCCAUCCCGCCGGCGCCGUCGACCAUAAUCAACGAGGACGUCAGCUUCUUCAACCCGGCCUCUGCCAACAACGGCACGCUGCUGUUCCAGAACUUCUCCCAUCACGUCAGCCCGGGCUUCGGCGGCAAUUUCUCCCCUCAGAUAGGACCCGCCACUGCACUUUCGCAGCACCACCCGGCUCCCCCGCCGCACCCCCACUUCCAGCAUCCCCACAACCAACACCAGCAGCACCGGCGCUCGCCUGCCUCCCCGCACCCUCCUCCGCCCUUUCCGCACAGGAAUCCGCCCUUUAACCAGUUGCCGCAUUUGUCCAACAGCCUGAGCAAGCCCCCGUCCCCGUGGGGCCCAGCCAGCUACCAGAGCCCUUCUCCCUCCCCGGGAUCCUCAACCUCCUGGAGUCCAGGAGGUGGCUACGGAAGUGGCGGCGGUGGCUGGGGAGGAUCUCAGGGCCGAGACUAUCGCCGAGGUCUCAAUGGCGGCAUGACCCCCAUCAACUCCAUCUCCCCACUGAAGAAGACCUUCCUUAAUAACCACGUGGCGUCCCAGAAGUACCCCCGUAACAGCCCUGCCGGCUUCAACCCAAAGUCCUGGAUGGAUGACGGCGUCGGCCGCAGUGAUAACAUCUUCCCUUUCCAGGAACGCACCAGGUCAUUCGACAGCUUCAACAUGAACACUCUGGAGAGCUCCUUGAUCGACAUCAUGCGGGCGGAGCAGGACAACCUAAAAGGCCAUUCCUCCCUCUUUCCCAUGGAGGAUGGCUUCCCAGAUGACGAGCGUGGCGAUCAGGGUCUGGCAGGCCUGGGUUCUCCACACUGCUUUCCUCACCAGAAUGGCGAACGCGUAGAGCGCUACUCACGCAAGGUCUUUGUGGGAGGAUUGCCCCCAGAUAUAGAUGAAGAUGAGAUAACUGCCAGUUUCCGGCGUUUUGGACACCUGUUUGUCGACUGGCCUCACAAAGCCGAAAGUAAAUCUUAUUUCCCUCCAAAAGGCUACGCCUUCCUGCUCUUCCAGGACGAGAGCUCCGUGCAGGCUCUGAUCGACGCCUGCAUCGAGGAGGACGGCAAGCUGUACCUGUGCGUGUCCAGCCCCACCAUCAAAGACAAGCCGGUCCAGAUCCGCCCGUGGAACUUGAACGACAGUGAUUUUGUGAUGGAUGGAUCUCAGCCUUUGGACCCCAGGAAAACAAUUUUUGUUGGAGGUGUCCCUCGCCCACUACGUGCAGUGGAGCUGGCCAUGAUCAUGGACCGUCUUUAUGGCGGCGUCUGCUACGCCGGCAUCGACACGGAUCCCGAACUGAAGUACCCGAAAGGAGCUGGGCGGGUCGCCUUCUCUAAUCAGCAGAGCUACAUUGCUGCUAUCAGUGCUCGCUUUGUGCAGCUGCAGCAUGGAGAAAUCGAUAAACGGGUGGAAGUGAAGCCAUACGUGCUGGAUGACCAGCUGUGCGACGAGUGCCAGGGGACUCGCUGCGGCGGCAAGUUUGCUCCGUUCUUCUGCGCCAACGUCACCUGCCUGCAGUACUAUUGCGAGUACUGCUGGGCGGCCAUCCACUCGCGCGCCGGCCGCGAGUUCCACAAGCCGCUGGUGAAGGAGGGCGGCGACCGGCCGCGUCACAUUUCGUUCCGUUGGAACUGAGCGGCGGCCGGCGAUCAGGUGGGCGGGUGGUAUAAGUCCGGCGGCACACUGGGGGAGCAGGAUGGCAAGGUAGUGCAGGAGUUGCAAAAUCAUUUAACGAAUAAUUGCACUUUUCUGUUGCUGGUUCCUUUUCGCUCAACCUUUUUUUCUUUUUUCUUUUUUUAGUUAAUAUUUAUAUUUUCACGAGAGAAAACAGAAUUUGUAUCUAAAUAUGUGCAGCAAGGAAAAACAAGUGUAACAUGUUUUGGUUUAUUUUUUUAAAUGAUUGUUACCCCCCCAAAAAAAAACCCCUAUAUAUAGGAAAUUUAGUGUGCUAUGGUACUCUGCUAUUCAAUUGGCAUGCUUUUUUUUCAUUUAUUUUGGAUUUUGUUUUAAUAUGAGGGCCCCCAAAUGAAUACUCUUUGAUUUGACAUUUUGUAGCAGAGCUCGUUUUAGUUUUCUCCAAGACACCAAUGCGGAGCUCCAGAGUAAAUGUGAAUUGAAAAAAAAAAAUGGUGUUGCUGAAGAAGAGUGCACUUAUUUCACGUUUUAGAAUAUACCAGUAUACCCUUAGUUUAUAACCAAAGCUGUUUUAUUAGCUAGCGGCACAGGAUAAAGAAGCCCUGAAAGCCAAACACACUCUCUUUCUCUCUCUCAGAAAAAAAAAAAGAUCUCGACGCAUAAUAAUUUCGAUCUCCAUCUUGACAUGCAAAAACUAAUACCUCAAACUCAGCUGCUAAUGUGCCGGAUGCAGUGAAAAAAGAAAAAAGAGCAAGUCACAAACGCCUGCCCGUGUUCUCAUGUUUUUCUGGGCGGAGCUACGAUGUUACUCGCACACUUUUUGUACUCGCUAGCUUCGUCACCUUUUUAUUUUUAUAACGGAAAACCUACGUGGUUGUGCGCAGUGUGCAUUACGGGAAUGUAUGGCAAUGGGAGGCUACGGCCCUCCCUUCCCUCCUCCUCCUCCUCGCUUUUAGAUCCCGAACCCGACCGCAUUGGUCACAACUGAAAGAAACAACAAAAAAAAAAGGCAAAAAACUGCUCUGUUCUACACCUAAGCGUCAAACAAGCAGUUCAAAUCCUAAAUCCUAUUCAGCAUCUGUUGUUUGAAACAUAACUGAAGAUAGUCUACUACAGUACACACACUUGAGGAGGCCCGCCCUUAAGUCCAGCAGGUUGGGGAACCAAAGAUGGCUGUGCAUUAGUAGGUUGUAUUGUAGCUCAUUUCCUCUUUCGAUUUUUUUUUUUCUUUUUUUUUUUUUUCCCCCCCAAAUCUGUCACUUGUGUCCACCGUCAAGCGCCCCCCCCCCCCCACCCGAAGGAUUCCCGAGAACCAAAGAUUGGCCUUAACAAAAACAAAAGUUAGCAGGGCAGUAAACCCCCAUGGGUUGGAAAUGGCGACCUUAAAUAGACUCCCACCUCUCCACGCCCCCACCCCCAACCCCACCCCAAAAAAAACAAACAAAAGUGCACAUUCACACAGUGGAAGUCAAAAAGACAAAAUCCUCCCAAUUUAGUCGUGGAGGAGUGCAGAGAAAACUUGAUUUUGCUCACGAGCGAGGAUCCUCAUAUGGCUUUUUGCACCUGGGAUAUUUUCAAACACUUUGUGAAGAAUUUGCUGUUCAAAAUGAGACGACGAGAAAAUUAUUUUAUACACGGCCUGCUGAUUUUUUGGAACGGUGUUUUCUAGCUAAAUUAUUUUGUCAUGCACAUAUAAGCAUUUAUUAUGCACUACUUUUCUAAAUAUUUGUUUUCUUUUCAUUUCCGACAGUCAUUUUAGGCACAUUUUUCACAAAUAUGGGGAACCUCCUUUUUGCAAUACCUCAAUUUUUUCACAUUGUGAAAGGUAGCUUUUGUACUUUUGUUACUGAGAGAUCUGCAUAUAUGGAAAUGUUGAUUUUAAAGAAGUAGAGAAAAAAAAACAGAAGAGCAGAGCGAUUUCAAGAUAUAUAUUAUUUUCAAUUCUGCUUUUUAUACAUUUCAGUGCUGAGGACUCUUUCCAACUCUUAAGUGCGACGUCACAUCUGCCGAGGACGAGACCAAAGUGUAUCCGCUCUCUUGGUCUUAGCUUUUCCUACACUUGAUGUUUCCGCUCGGUGAUGACUCAUUCUAAUAGAAUAGCAUGGCGAGAAAUCAUUGAGGGGGGAAAAAAAUGGAGAAAAAAAAAAAAAAGUUGUGAUCGUAAAACUCGAUGUUAAAGACGACCUUUCCUCUCCGCACUCAACCCUAUUUCCUCAGAUAGUGGCCGCUCCUCUGCUGAUCCCUUUGAACUCAGUUGCUCACCAAAACAGCAGCACCUACUGAGCCAUGCAACCAGUUUGGCAGAUGACUAAAAAAAGUGUGGAAACACUCUUAAAUCAGUAAAGUAAGGCCUCCUCCAUAAUAGAUGCCUUCCUCAAUCCAAAGUAAAUAGAACCUAAACUCCAAAGUGCAGUGGAGAAAAUGGCCAAAGCCUAUGAGUUGCUUCUUCGUAAAAUGAAGGCCUCCCCAUUUGUAGACAUUUCAUGGCCACUAUAUGAGGGAAUACGCUAUCGGGGGGAGAAUGCAAAAAAAACAUUCACUUUGGACGCUUAAUGCUGAUUCUCGUAUUACAAGAAUGGAUGUUUGGUGUUUAGAUAUUUUGAUAUUUGAAGAAAUAAACUAUAUAUGUAUGUGUGCGUGUAUACAUAUAUAUACACAUACACAUGCAUACAUAAAUAUAGUAUUUAUAUUCUUGAACUUGCCAACUAGCACCUAUCGUAAUCCUUAGCAUGCAUGACGACAAAAAAAAGACGAAAAGAAGCGCAGAAAUGAGGUGAAUUAGCUCUGAAAUUUAACUGUUGUGGUGUGCACCAAAUGUUUCUAGAUUAUGACGUUGUUAAGGAGAACCCCGACCUCAACCCCUCUAUCACAAGCCCUUCUGUCCUUUCCACCCUCCGCCCGCCCGCCCCUCACAUAUUGGCAGACCUCAGCGGGAUGCGUGUUAACACAAAAACGAGUAAGGCGAGCGUGAACUUUUUCAACUCGAGCAUCCUUCUAGAACACUGUUGGAGGGGGAAAAAAAUAAAAUAAAAGUGCGGAUGAGAAAAAGACUUGACCUACGCAAAGGAAGGGGAACUUAAAGACUUGAAUGUGGUUAGAAAAAAUAAAACAAUUUAAAAAAUGUUGCAAGUUAACUUUCAAGUUGUUAUGUGCAAUACUUCUUUUGAACCUUUUUCCAGACAAAAGACUCUUUGCAAUGUAAUUCUUUCAAAUGCCAUUUUUAAUUAUUGAAGACAUUUAAUUAAAGAAGAUGUUAAUAUGUUUUUUCACAGUCAUUUUCUACUGUUUAAUGUAAUCCUUUUCAUGCUGGUGUUUGUAAAAAAAAAAGAAAAGAAAUUAAAUCCAACUAUUUGUACUAAUAUAAAUAAUUGAAGUUAUUUUUAAAACAUUAAAAAGGGGUUUUGUGCUCAUUUGCUUUUUUUUUUUGUUUUGUUUAAGCUACUGUGAUUGAUUGCAUUGUAAUUACUAGGUCAACAAUGUAUUUAGCUGUUUAUUGGUAUAUUUUUAAUUGGAAUGUAUAAUUGAUUUUUCUAAUUUUGAUCAGAUUUUUGUUAUAUUUUUGAGGUGAAGCUUUUAAUAUGUUAAAGUGUCUAGUUUUUACUAAUUGCUAUAUUGUGCUCCACAAUAUAUGGUUCACAUUUUCUGAAGGAAAAUAAAUAUUUAAAUAUAUGUCUGUUAAUGUUACUUAAUGGCAAGAUUUCAAUAGUUUUCAACUGUGUAUGGGAAGGUUUGUUGUAUUUAUUAAUAGCAUUUUUUUUUACUUCAGAUAUCACCUUAAUUUUUAUUGUCAUUUCACUUUAUAAGUUCCUAUUUUUGUAUUUUCCUUUCUAAUGAUUAAGUUAUGUAAUACGGAUAUGUCCAUAUUUCUAGGAGUUGGUCUGUAGAAGUGCUAGUGAAACGAAAAAGAAAAAUCUGUUAUUUAAUUGUUUGCGGCCAACUAUUUAUAUAACAGUAUGCAUAAUUUUUCAAUAUUUGUAAUGUGAAAUGUUGAAUGAAAUAAAUCUUAACUGUGAUGAA
Syngnathoides biaculeatus (alligator pipefish) is the source of this 7142-nucleotide messenger RNA. RefSeq names its product cytoplasmic polyadenylation element binding protein 4b (gene cpeb4b). Gene Ontology annotation, molecular function: translation factor activity, RNA binding; mRNA 3'-UTR binding; mRNA regulatory element binding translation repressor activity. The record is from RefSeq and is a predicted model, not a curated record. Gene Ontology annotation, biological process: negative regulation of cytoplasmic translation. Lineage: Eukaryota; Metazoa; Chordata; Actinopteri; Syngnathiformes; Syngnathidae. Bases 951 to 3125 code for a protein of 724 amino acids. Gene Ontology annotation, cellular component: cytoplasm; neuron projection; nucleus. The transcript is spliced from 9 exons.